Messenger RNA from Caenorhabditis elegans, 258 nucleotides. RefSeq names its product VrrB protein (gene F22H10.2). NCBI's taxonomy places the organism in Eukaryota, Metazoa, Nematoda, Chromadorea, Rhabditida, Rhabditidae. The coding region runs from base 1 to 258 and encodes 85 amino acids. The record is from RefSeq and is marked reviewed. The transcript has a single exon. Gene Ontology annotation, biological process: stress response to metal ion.
AUGUACGAAAACGGAGGUUACAACCCGUACGGACAACAGGGAUUUGCUCCUCCACCAGUAUUCGGUGGUCCAGGAGGCUAUGCUCCGCCAACUGUUCAUGUUCACAAUAACGGAGGGCAUCAUCAUGGGCACCAUCACCAUCACCAUCAUGGAUUACUCCAUGGUCUUGGACAUGCUUUGACUGGAGGACAUCAUCAUCAUCACCAUCACGGUGGACAUCAUUUCGGACACCACCAUCAUCACCAUGGGCAUCACUAG